This is a messenger RNA of Pezoporus flaviventris, 2641 nucleotides long. RefSeq names its product potassium voltage-gated channel modifier subfamily V member 2 (gene KCNV2). Gene Ontology annotation, cellular component: membrane; voltage-gated potassium channel complex. Lineage: Eukaryota; Metazoa; Chordata; Aves; Psittaciformes; Psittacidae. The record is from RefSeq and is a predicted model, not a curated record. Bases 336 to 2045 code for a protein of 569 amino acids. The transcript has 2 exons. Gene Ontology annotation, molecular function: voltage-gated potassium channel activity. Gene Ontology annotation, biological process: potassium ion transmembrane transport; protein homooligomerization.
GAUCCACAAUCAUUCACGUCACAGCCUGAGGGAGAUGAGGCUAGAACAGGAUAAUAGCCCUUAAAUCCCCUUCUCUAAGCACUCAGAUCUUCGCUGUCAGCAAGAUUAAAACGGUCAACUGCAGUCUUCAUGUGUCUGUUUCCCACACGGAGCUUUAACAACAACUGGCAUGUUGGCUGGCAUGGAAGAAAAUGCAGAAACACUGCUGUGCGUGACAGUACUCAGAUAAAGAAAGAAGAAAACAGAACUGUCAUCCUUUGUAGUGUUAGAAGGGACUGGUUCUAAUUCCUUGAUCAGGUGACUGCAAAGAAGGGAGAAGAGUAAGGAAAAAUAAUAUGUUGCAGUUUAACAUGCGGCGACAGUUUCCUUUCCUAAAACAUACAGGCAGAGAGAGGGAAGCACCGAACGUCCUCCCACAGCCUGACAAGGGGAAGGACAAUGAAGGCAUGCAUGUAGACUGGCAGAGUGGCUUUUCUGCUACUGCUCCAUUGAACUCCCAGCACCUACUGCUCCUGGGACCUGAGGGAAAUUACAACUAUUAUGUGGACGAUGAAGAUGAGGAAGAGGAAGAGAAAGAACAAGGAAAAUGGCCAAGCGGAGAACCAUUUGAGGGAGAAAAUAAGCCCUCAUCAUCCAUACCUUGCUCUCCUGCCCCCUCCUUUGGAGCUCCAGCUUCCACUUCAUCCGUGCUGAACAUCAAUGUCGGUGGUCAAUGCUACCACCUCACCUACCAGGCAGUGGCCAUCUAUCCAAAGACCCGCUUGGGCCGCCUGGCUACAUCCACUGACCGCCGCUGCCAGCUGGGCCUGUGUGAUGACUACGCUGCCCAGGUAGAUGAGUAUUUCUUUGACCGGGACCCAGCCGUCUUUCAGCUGGUGUACAACUUCUACGCCUCAGGGGUGCUGCGUGUGCGGGACGAGCUGUGCCCCCGUAGCUUCCUGGAGGAACUGAGCUACUGGGGCGUGCGGCUCAAAUACACACCUCGCUGUUGCCGAAUCUGCUUCGAGGAGCGCCGUGAUGAGCUGAGUGAGCAGCUGAAGGUCCAGCGUGAGCUGCGCUCCCAGGCAGAGGCUCAGGAGAAUGAGCAGCUCUUCCAUCACAUGCGCUAUUAUGGUCCUCAGCGCUGGCGCCUCUGGAACCUCAUGGAGAAGCCCUUCUCCUCUGUCACUGCCAAGGUGAUGGCAGUGGCCUCCAGCUUCUUUGUGCUCAUCUCUGUGGUGGCUCUGGCACUCAACACAGUGGAAGAGAUGCAGCAGGUAGACCGUAAGAGCGGGGAGAACCGGCCUGUCUUGGAGCACAUUGAGACCCUGUGCAUCGCGUUCUUUACACUGGAGUACCUGCUGCGCUUGGUCUCUACCCCAGACCUGCGCCGCUUUGCCAGCAGCGCCCUCAACGCAGUAGACCUGAUUGCCAUCCUGCCCCUCUACCUGCAGCUGCUGCUUGAAUGCUUUGCUGAUGAUGACCAGCCCCGAGGUCGGGGCUCUCAGCACGAGCAUGAUAUCGAGAAAGUGGGACGAGUUGGCAAGGUGGGGCAAGUGCUUCGCAUCAUGCGUCUCAUGCGCAUCUUCCGCAUCCUCAAGCUGGCCCGCCACUCCACAGGGCUGCGUGCCUUUGGCUUUACCUUGCGCCAGUGCUACCAGCAGGUGGGCUGCCUUUUGCUCUUCAUUGCCAUGGGCAUCUUCGCCUUCUCUGCCAUGGUCUACACAGUGGAGCACGAUGUCUCCAGUACCAACUUCACCAGUAUCCCCCAUGCUUGGUGGUGGGCUGCCGUCAGCAUCUCUACAGUGGGAUAUGGAGACAUGUGUCCAGAAACUCACCUUGGCCGCCUGUUUGCUUUCCUCUGCAUUGCGUUUGGAAUAAUCCUGAAUGGCAUGCCCAUCUCUAUUCUCUACAACAAAUUCUCAGACUAUUACAGCAAGCUGAAGGCCUAUGAGUACACAGCUCUCAAGAAAGAAAGGGGGAAGGUGGACUUCACACGGAGAGCCAUGAAGAAAAUAUCUGAAUGCUGUGGAGAACAUGCAACCCACUCUUUGUCACAGCACUGAGUUUGGGCUUUGGGUACUGGGAGGGAACAGGGAAGCUGAAGAAGAAAGAGAAACAGAUCAGCCAAGCUAGCUGAAGAUAAACUGAAAAGGCCAAAAGUAGAUGGCAAAAUCUGAUUUGAAGGGGGUUGUUUUCAAUAGAAAACAGGCUUAGAUUACAACAGAUUUUUUUUUUAGAUUUUUUUUUUUUUUUUUUUUUUUUUUGGCUUUCCCAGGCUGUGAGCAGCACUUUAGUGUUCAUCAACUGUCUGGGAUGGUAUUCUUCAGGUUAACCACCUAGAAACUCUAAAUUAGGCCUACAUGAAAAGGUAACCCCUGCUACUGAUUAGACCCACUAUAAAGACCCAUCAUAAUCAAACCAAAGGAAAAAAAAAAUGCUUCCAUUAAUUAUCAGCCACCUCACAGCUAUCAAGGGAGUCUCAAAAAUUAAACCAACAGAAUACCCAAUAUACUGACUGCAUUGCUGAAACUGGUUUUGCAUUAGCUUUCAAGCCCAGGAAAACAGCCUCCAGCAUUUAUCUGAUUAUCAGCAUCUAUAUUCUUUAAGCUUUAAGCUUCUGUUUCCACAGCCAGACAGCUAUGCUUCAUUGUUCCAAUUU